GACAGUCCGAUUCUGUUUUCUGCUUGGAAAUUCGCGGAUUUUACAUACACACCUGAAACAGGUGUGCAAUGGCUCAAGAAGUGGAACUAGAGGAGUUUCGAUCUCAAUGGAGGAAAGAGCUGGGGUCUCAGAAUGUCUCCAUGGCACAUCCAAAGAAGAUCCCUAAAAAAAAUAUGCUACCAGAUUCCGACAAGCAACAGGUCUCAUGGAGCAAGUUAGAUGGCAGCAAAAAAAUCGAAGGUCGUGCAGCAUCUCUCCUAUUGCAGGUGACAGAAAACGUGAACGAUGUUGUGUACCAGCCGUUUGUUAUCGUGGGGCAGCUUCUCAAGGAAGGCACUUGUCCAAACUCAAACACAGAAACGGACAAAACAGAUUUAGACAGACGGACAUUGGACAACACAUCAAGGCCUUCGAAACGGUCAUACUUUGAUUCGGCAUUGGAGAGCAACGAUGAAACUCAGGGAAGAGAGAAGAAGAAGAAGAAGAAGACAGCAAACUGUGAUGAAGGGAAAAGGAGAGAAAGCUUCAUUGAUUAUCUAGUUGCAGAUUUGGAUGAAAUUAACGAAAUCCCCUUCUUUGAAAUAACCUUGGCCCGAGAAUUGGCCCUUAAGAUCUUCCAGUAUCUAGACUUGAAAGAUUUGUGUCGGUGUGCACAGGUGAGCAAAAGUUGGCAAAGUCUAUCUGAGGAUAACUGGCUGUGGUACAAUGUCUACUAUCAAAGAGGGAAGAGCAAGGCACCAUUGAUGACUGAAGAGGACAGUUGGAAAUCAGUCGUGAAAGAAGAACAUCAACGACAAAGGGCCCUCUUGAAUAACUGGAAGGUGCGACUCGGUAGAGUAAGAUCAUUGCUCUACGUCCAAGCAGGUGUCCUCUCUGCAGCAUCUUUCCAUAAAGACACGGUUGUAGCUGGAUACACCAAUGGUCAAGUGAAGCUGCACAAUUUAGACAACGGUGAUGUCUGUGUAUUUCAACCGUCGGACAUGUCACUCCAGCUGGACAACACUUGUGAGGAGGGGACAGUGGCUAACGACAUCACUCUGGUGGACACUACGGACACACUGACUGUGGCAGUCUUUAAACAUGGUUUUGUUGACAUCUGGUGGAACGAUGGUGACUUGAAACCUUGCCACACCGUUCAUUGUGGGACAAACAUCACAGCCAUAUCUCUAACAGAGACUCACUCAGACACACUGGUUGCCGUGACAACUGGACCGCACGUAAUCUUUGAGGCAGUGGAAAAGAGAGACAGAGAUGAAAAUGGCAGCAUCAGGGAGAAUUCUACGUUUCAACGCCUCAUGAAAGUCGACUUUGGUAAUAAGGUCUCAACAAUGAAGUUCUUACCCAACACCGAAACCUCGUGUGCCUUUGACUGCAGAAUGGCCGUAGCCACAAAACACGUAGUUAAAAUCUAUGCACCACCUCCCAGCCACAGAUACAGCAGUAGGACGGUUAAUGUGGACAAUAACAUCACUCUUGUAGCAGACUCUGAAAAUUCUACAGAAGUCCACAAUAUGUAUGGGACACCCAUCACCUCCAUGGAAGUCUCCGGAGGAAGUCAGCCAACACUGGCCGUCGGUCUUGGAAGCUCAACCGGUCUUUUCGAUGGCUAUCAGGUGAAACUUUAUGAUUUGAGUUCUGGUAAACCAUCCGUGACGUUUCACGGCCACACUUGGUACAUAAGCUGUAUGCAUCUGAACAGCGACAGCAAUGAGCAACCGUCGCAGUCAUCGAUAACGUUGGCCACAGGAUGCGGUGACCGGAAGGUGAGGCUGUAUGAUGCUCGAUGUAGCUUUCCAGUUAUGACGUUGGCUGGACACACGCAGAAGAUCUCCAGCGUGCAAGCCGACAAAUGGAAAAUCGUGUCGGGGGGAGAAGAUGGAGUUGUGACUGUCUGGGAUAUCCGCAUGGCCACGCGGCUGUGGGACUGGCACAAUCGGCCAUCCGGUCAGGUUGUGCCGUUAGUGAAACUUUAUGAUUUGAGUUCUGGUAAACCAUCCGUGACGUUUCACGGCCACACUUGGUACAUAAGCUGUAUGCAUCUGAACAGCGACAGCAAUGAGCAACCGUCGCAGUCAUCGAUAACGUUGGCCACAGGAUGCGGUGACCGGAAGGUGAGGCUGUAUGAUGCUCGAUGUAGCUUUCCAGUUAUGACGUUGGCUGGACACACGCAGAAGAUCUCCAGCGUGCAAGCCGACAAAUGGAAAAUCGUGUCGGGGGGAGAAGAUGGAGUUGUGACUGUCUGGGAUAUCCGCAUGGCCACGCGGCUGUGGGACUGGCACAAUCGCCAUCCGGUCAGGUUGUGCCGUUACAAUGACCGCUACUUGGUCGUAGCAAAUGUGCCGGACGAAAAAUUCGUGGACCCUGAUAAUGAUGGGUUUGCCGACCGCAAGCAUAGGGGGUCGCUGCAGGUGUAUGACUUUCUCUGUGAUGACCAGCACGAUUUGGUAGAGGCACUGCCCGACAUUUGCCGGUCAAGCUAUGACCAACUGCAUGGCUAUGAUUAUGGAAUAAAUUUGGUAACACCUUAUGACACCAUCUAACGAGGCACGAAAGAGGAGAAAAUCUGAUUAACCCCACCAGGGCCGAGGCCCCUGUAUCUAACCUUACCCUUCACCUGGACUCCUGAGCAAAAAAAAAAUAAUAAUUGUGUAUUCAGCUCAAGAGUAACAAUUGCAGGCAAAGUAAAGGACAAAAUCGCAAAAACU
Molecule: messenger RNA, 2705 nt
Organism: Octopus sinensis (East Asian common octopus)
Lineage: Eukaryota; Metazoa; Mollusca; Cephalopoda; Octopoda; Octopodidae
Product: F-box/WD repeat-containing protein 8
Exons: 11
Coding region: 69-2540 (823 amino acids)
Cellular component (GO): preribosome, large subunit precursor
Molecular function (GO): protein binding
Source: RefSeq, a predicted model, not a curated record